AUGCGCGUGGCGCCCUCUAGGCGAAUAACUUGGUUGGCCCUUGUUUUCCUACAGUCCCCCUUGCAUCUUCCAGGUUGUCCCUGGGAGUGUAGGGUUACCUAUCCUCGCAAUGUCAGGGGAUUGCCUCCUCGGUUGCAGAGCCCUGGAUGUGUAGGGGUUGUCCCCCUAUCAUUCUUGGCGGUCUUAUCCUAUCCUCGCAACGUCAGGGGAUUGCCUCCUCGGUUGCAGAGCCCUGGAUGUGUAGGGGUUGUCCCCCUAUCAUUCUUGGCGGUCUUACCUUAUCCUAUCCUCGCAACGUCAGGGGAUUGCCUCCUCGGUUGCAGAGCCCUGGAUGUGUAG
Nezara viridula (southern green stink bug) is the source of this 339-nucleotide messenger RNA. Lineage: Eukaryota; Metazoa; Arthropoda; Insecta; Hemiptera; Pentatomidae. The record is from the annotation of a GenBank genome assembly.